Ilex paraguariensis (yerba mate) is the source of this 1886-nucleotide messenger RNA. The record is from the annotation of a GenBank genome assembly. Lineage: Eukaryota; Viridiplantae; Streptophyta; Magnoliopsida; Aquifoliales; Aquifoliaceae.
AUGGCGGAGUUUUCCGGCGAAGGAGGGGUUUCAAGAACGCCGGAGCUGAGUUUCGGAGAUAAUGAUGGCAAUGUACGGGCGACAGCAACGAUUGACGCCAUGAUUGCGACGGGAAUGGCCACUGCGACGCCGUUGACGGUGUCGGGAUCGUUCAGGGACGGGAAGAGUGGUUCGUCGAGGAGGAGAGCUUCGGUGAGGCCAAGUUUGGACGCGGAUGAGUUCAUAAAUUUGCUUCACGGCUCGGAUCCGGUGAAGGUAGAGCUUAACCGGUUGGAGAAUGAAGUCAGAGAUAAGGAUCGAGAGUUGGGGGAAGCGCAAGCGGAGAUCAGGGCGUUGAAGUUGUCAGAGCGACUCCGAGAAAAGGCCGUUGAAGAGCUCACUGAAGAAUUGACGAAGGUGGAGGGGAAACUCAAGUUAACAGAAUCUCUUCUAGAAAGCAAAAAUCUUGAAAUUAAGAAAAUCAAUGAUGAGAAGAAGGCCUCCAUGGCAGCUCAGUUUGCAGCAGAAGCCACUCUUCGAAGGGUUCAUGCUGCUCAGAAAGAUGAUGAUAUGCCUCCAAUUGAAGCCAUCCUUGCACCCCUAGAGGCUGAGCUCAAGCUUGCUCGACAGGAGAUUGCAAAACUGCAGGAUGACAACAAAGCAUUAGAUCGCCUUACCAAAUCGAAAGAGGCUGCUUUACUUGAAGCUGAAAGGACUGUGCAGGUUGCCUUGGUGAAGGCUUCUAUGGUGGAUGAUCUCCAAAAUAAGAACCAAGAGUUGAUGAAGCAGAUAGAAAUUUGCCAGGAAGAAAAUAAAAUUCUGGACAAAAUGCACCGCCAAAAAGUUGCAGAGGUCGAAAAGCUCACCCAAACUGUGCACGAGCUUGAAGAGGCUGUUCUUGCUGGUGGUGCAGCUGCAAAUGCUGUGAGGGAUUAUCAACGGAAAGUUCAAGAGAUGAAUGAGGAAAGAAAAACGCUUGAUAGGGAGCUGGCUCGUGCAAAAGUAACAGCAAACAGGGUGGCGGUUGUAGUAGCUAAUGAGUGGAAAGAUGCAAAUGACAAAGUGAUGCCCGUAAAACAAUGGCUUGAAGAAAGAAGGUUCUUGCAGGGUGACAUGCAGCAAUUACGGGACAAACUCACUAUAGCUGAGCGAACAGCAAAAUCUGAAGCACAGUUGAAGGAAAAAUAUCAAUUACGGCUGAAAGUAAUAGAAGAGACUUUGAGAUCAUCAAACACUAGCAAUCGCAGCAUUUCUGAUGGAAGAUGUGCAAGUAACGGUCCUUCACGUCGCCAAUCCUUGGGUGGAGCUGAUAACAUCUCGAAAUUGACCUCCAAUGGCUUUUUACCUAAGAGAUCACCAUCCUUUCAGUCGAGAUCUACUCUGUCUUCUGGUUCUAGUACUGUGUUGAAGCAUGCAAAAGGAACAUCAAAGUCAUUCGAUGGUGGCUCACGAUCAUUAGAUAGGGGUAGAGCCCUCUUAAAUGGAGCAGGUCCAAAUUUUAAUCUCAACCAGUCCUGUGAGGGGACUAAGGAGAGCGAGGCAAAUAAUAAUUCCUGGGAAGGCAGCUCAGAUGAAAAACCUAGUAACUUCCCAGCUACAGAUACAGAGGAUACAGUGCCGGGAUUGUUGUAUGAUAUGCUACAAAAAGAGGUGAUUGCAUUGAGGAAAGCUGGUCAUGAAAAAGAUCAAAGCCUUAAAGACAAGGAUGAUGCCAUUGAGAUGUUGGCAAAGAAAGUUGAUACUUUAACCAAGGCAAUGGAGGUUGAAGCCAAGAAGAUGAGGAGGGAGGUAGCUGUCAUGGAGAAGGAAGUAGCUGCCAUGCGUGUGGAUAAAGAACAUGAAAAUAGGGCCAAGCGAUUAGGAAAUUCCAAGGGUCCUGUGAACAUUUCUCAGCUCCUCCCAGUAAG